AUGGGUGCUAUAUUUGCAGACGACUCUUCCGCAAGCUCCCAGAAAAUCUUCAAUCGCAGCUACGAGCUCUCAAGGGACCGCUUCCACGAAACAAGAGGCAUGGGGACUACUUUGAAUCUCGUGAUGGUUCUACAGUGGUAUUUCUGGAGUACGAUAUUUACAGGCCCACUUUCAGGCGUUCUCGAUGGUGCCGCUAAGCUGGAGGAUUGCCUCGAGCUCAACGGGUUCGAAAGAGACGUUUAG
This is a messenger RNA of Clonostachys rhizophaga, 243 nucleotides long. NCBI's taxonomy places the organism in Eukaryota, Fungi, Ascomycota, Sordariomycetes, Hypocreales, Bionectriaceae. The record is from the annotation of a GenBank genome assembly.